CGUAUAAUAAACAACUAGUUCUAUGAAAAACCCUAUAUAUAUUCAACUUGUCUCUUCGUCCCUUGCAAGUACUCCAACAAAACAAACAUGACCUCCAUGGCCAUCCACAGCUUCAUGCUCCUUCUGCUAUUUGUCACAAUGCACCAAUCAUCAGCCGAGUCCAGUCCUUCUUCAUCUCCUUAUCCAACACCAUAUUCAUCUGUCAGAGCUGCGUAUUGGCCUUCGGGUAGUGACUUCUCCACCUCUUCCAUUAACACAAACUACUUCACCCACAUUUACUAUGCCUUCCUUGAGCCCGACCCUGCCGACUCUUUCCGGCUCAGCGUCACCGGAUCUGCCCAAACUGAGAUUACCAACUUCAUCAGCGGCCUCCGCAAUCGCAACCCUCCCGUCAAGACUCUCUUGUCCAUCGGAGGAGGAAGCAGCAACUCCUCCGCGUUCGCCGCCAUGGCGAGCACCCCUCAAAGUCGCUCCGUCUUCAUCAAAUCCACCAUCCAAGUGGCUCGCCACUACGGCUUCGAUGGUCUCGACCUCGACUGGGAGUUCCCGGACACCCCACAAGACAUGUCCAACCUCGCUCUCUUGUUCCAGGAAUGGUCCCGGGCCCUGGUUCUGGAUUCCAGAACUCAACGCAAGCCCCGCUUGCUUUUAACAGCCGCAGUGUACUACGCCAAUACCAUAAAGCUCAUCGGAAACCAAUCCAGGUCGUAUCCGGCCGAAGCAAUCCGCAAAUACUUGGACUGGGCUAGUCCCAUGAACUUCGAUUAUCACGGAGCCUGGUCUAACUUCACCGGGGUCAACGCCGCUCUCUUCGAUCCCAAGAGCAACAUAAGCACCCACUACGGGAUCGGGUCGUGGAUCCGGGCCGGUGUGCCCCCUUCUAAGCUCGUCAUGGGUUUACCGUUGUAUGGCCGGACGUGGAAGCUUGAGGAUCCGAAUGUUCAUGGGAUCGGGGCUCCUGCUGUUGGGCCAGCAACCGAUACUGAUGGGACCAUGGAUUACGACAGGAUUUUGGAAUUCAACAAGGAGAAUGGGGCAACUGUCGUUUAUGAUGGGCUCAGUGUGUCUUAUUACUCUUACGCCGGCACUUCUUGGAUCACAUAUGAUGAUGUCAGGUCCAUUAAAAGGAAAGUCCAGUUCGCUCGCUCAUUGGGCUUAAAUGGCUAUUUCUUUGGGCCGUUGAUAAGGACAUGGAUUGGGCCCUCUCCAGACAAGCUUCAAAUACAUGGCUUGGAGGGCACUAAGUUGCUGGCUAUUUAAGGAAAGCACAGAGCUUUUGGUGAUGCUCAGCCUUGAUCCACAGAGGGAAAGGUUGGAAUUGGACCAACUACCCAUUUUAAUCCAAACAUAGAUUCACCUGACAUUAGUGGUGGAUCAAAAUAAUGGUUGCCACCGUCCUGUUAUUGACUAUGGUAGUUUAUUUGCAAGUGUAGUGCUUUCCCAGCAUCAGAAAUAAAUUGAAUUUUUAUUA
Neltuma alba is the source of this 1471-nucleotide messenger RNA. RefSeq names its product class V chitinase CHIT5a. Gene Ontology annotation, biological process: carbohydrate metabolic process; chitin catabolic process. Gene Ontology annotation, molecular function: chitinase activity; chitin binding. Bases 88 to 1260 code for a protein of 390 amino acids. Lineage: Eukaryota; Viridiplantae; Streptophyta; Magnoliopsida; Fabales; Fabaceae. The transcript is spliced from 2 exons. The record is from RefSeq and is a predicted model, not a curated record. Gene Ontology annotation, cellular component: extracellular region.